Molecule: messenger RNA, 670 nt
Organism: Sinocyclocheilus anshuiensis
Lineage: Eukaryota; Metazoa; Chordata; Actinopteri; Cypriniformes; Cyprinidae
Product: copper chaperone for superoxide dismutase-like
Exons: 2
Coding region: 10-342 (110 amino acids)
Biological process (GO): superoxide metabolic process
Molecular function (GO): copper ion binding
Source: RefSeq, a predicted model, not a curated record
GGUUGUGUUAUGCAGUGUUAUGCGGUCACAUGUGUCUCCUGGCAGGUGUGCGAUGUGAUUGGUCGAUCUCUGGUGGUGGAUUCUGGGGAGGAUGAUUUGGGGCGUGGGAAUCACCCGCUGUCCAGAAUAACAGGAAACUCUGGAGAGAGGCUGGCCUGUGCAAUCAUCGCCCGCUCCGCCGGCUUGCUUCAAAACCCCAAGCAGAUCUGUGCCUGUGAUGGUGUGCCUCUGUGGGAGGAGAGAGAUCGGCCCAUCGCUGGGAAAAGACGUAAAGUCACAGACGCACCGACUGCUAAUCUGGAUGAGACCUUCCCACGCGUCAGGGACCGCAGAUGGACAUGAAUGAAGGAUAAGAGACCAAAAACGUGCCUGUCGUGAAUGUACUGAACGAGAUUCUGAGCCACGUUUUGAUGUAUCCACAGAAAUCAAACCAUGUGCAAAUAUGUACAUGGAUGGUGUGAAAUUUAUCUCCAAUUAUCACAGUGAUUCUGUCAUACUUUAGAUGUCUGAUUUUACAUACUGCUGCUUUAAGUUCAAAAUCAAAAUUUAAAUUUAGGGGGGAAAAACCUAAAAGUUAUUAUUAUACCAUGACUGAUUAAAGCAAUAAACCCCGUGAAGCCGUGGUUUACAGUGAAUUUAUAACAGCUGAGGUGUGUUGUUACGACACGAA